AUGAAAGCAGUUAUCAAAAUCUUUAAGAAAAAAUCCACAUAUGAGAGAUUAAAGUACAUAAUAUAUCACGGAGAAACCUCACGACGAAGUCAAGAGCCUCGAUUCGAACUCGGGUACCCGGGCUACCAGCUACUGUGCAUUUCAGCUUUAAGAGCGAGACAGCAAAACAAAAGAGGACCGCGUGUGAGUGAGACAGAUAGAGAUGCGCGCACGCAGCACAGUCUGUUCGGACUAGAAACUUACGAUCGUAUAAAUUUAUACACCGGAGUGGCUGGAAAAGUAACAGUUAGGUUUAAAAGACAACGAAAAUAG
Arctia plantaginis is the source of this 312-nucleotide messenger RNA. The record is from the annotation of a GenBank genome assembly. Lineage: Eukaryota; Metazoa; Arthropoda; Insecta; Lepidoptera; Erebidae.